This is a messenger RNA of Drepanopeziza brunnea f. sp. 'multigermtubi' MB_m1, 2454 nucleotides long. The record is from RefSeq and is a predicted model, not a curated record. NCBI's taxonomy places the organism in Eukaryota, Fungi, Ascomycota, Leotiomycetes, Helotiales, Drepanopezizaceae.
AUGGCCUCAGAAUAUAAUGGAAAGUCGUCCGGAACGACUGCUCCAAAAAUACGAAAGUACUAUGACGAGAUUGGAGACGAAAAGGAUUGGGAAGUCAAGUUCGACGACCUCGAGAUUGGCACACAGGAAGCCGACUCGCGUGUUUCUACGUCUGGGAAUGAUGCCCGAAGACUUGAUCCAGUCACGGACCUCAAGCACCGGCUAUCUAUGUGGGAUCCAAACUUACCCGUGGAUGAUCAUACCGAACAAAUGCCCAAGGUCGUUAGGCAGUCGAAAUUUCUUGAGACCUCCUUAAUCGACGAUGUCGAGGUCUUUACCGAGAAGGAAGAAGAAGAGGACUCUCCAUACCCUGAAGUCCGAGCUGCUGUACAUAACUACGAUGAAGAUCUUCCUUGCAAUACGAUUCGUGCCUGGACAAUUGGACUGGGUUUGGUUUUUGUUGGAGCAUCUGUCAAUACUCUCUUUUCGCUGAGGGCGCCAUCUAUCGGUCUUGGUGCUCUCAUUGCCCAAAUCAUCGCCUGGCCUCUUGGACACGGGUGGGCAAAGGUCAUGCCUACACGAAGAUAUAACACCUUUGGAUUGAAAUGGUCUCUCAAUCCUGGACCCUUCAAUAUCAAGGAGCAUACAAUUAUUGUCGUCAUGGCGAGUGUCAGUUUUAGUGCUGCCUACGCUACAGAUAUUAUCCUCGCACAGAUUGCUUUCUACAAGCAGGAUUUUGGGCUACUAUUUCAGCUUAUGUUGACCAUCUCGACCCAGUCAGUAGGAUACGGCAUCGCAGGUGUGAUGCGGAAGUACUUGGUCUACCCCGCGGCUAUGAUCUGGCCCGGAAAUCUUGUCAGUGUCACACUGAUGAACGCGAUGUAUGAAAAGGCGGCUCCGAAUGACCCCAGCGUCCUUGGAGGGAACAUGCCACGAUACAGAUGGUUCGCAUACGUCUGUCUCGGCGCGUUCGUCUACUACUUUAUCCCUGGUUUCCUCAUGCAGUUCUUGAGCGUCUUCGCCGUCGCCACAUGGAUUGCACCCAACAAUGUCGUUGUCAACCAACUAUUUGGCGGUACCACAGGCCUUUCUUUACUGCCAAUAAGUUUCGAUUGGACGCAAAUUUCAGGCUUCGUUGGGUCACCCCUCAUCCCGCCAUGGUUCGCCAUUGCGAACACCAUGAUUGGUGUCGUUGUCUUCUACAUAUUCGGUGCCUCUAUCCUCCACUACACGGGAACUUGGUCAGCAAGAUAUUUGCCAAUGAGCGAUAGCGUAACCUACGACAACACGGGAGUUUCAUAUAACGUAACCAGAAUCCUGACACCCGAGUUCACUCUCGACAUAGAGGCCUAUAAAUCCUACUCUCCGCUUUUCCUCUCGACCACCUUUGCGUUGUCAUAUGGGCUCUCCUUCGCUGCUAUUGCAUCCCUAAUCGUGUAUACAUAUCUUCACCACGGAGAACAGAUAUGGAACCAAUUCCGCAACAGCACAAAAGAGGAGCCUGACGUUCACAUGAAGAUGAUGAGCAAGUACAAGGAAGCUCCAACCUGGUGGUAUCUUGUUCUGUUUGUAUUGAUGGUCGCUCUCAGUCUUGUUACCGUUCUCGCAUUCCCAACCAAUUUGACUUGGUGGGCAUUCUUGCUUGCCUUGGGCAUUUCCUUCGUAUUUGCACUACCCAUCGGAAUUAUCCAAGCUAUCACCAACACACAGAUUGGUCUGAAUGUGCUCACCGAGUUCGUUUUCGGAUAUAUCCAGCCAGGAAGACCACUGGCGCUGAUGAUCUUCAAAACAUACGGUUACAUUACUAUGCAAGUCUCUCAAUACAUCCCGCCGCGUACAAUGUUUAUGGCCCAAGUCGUCGCCACAACACUUUCCUGCUUCAUCCAAAUCGCUGUCCUUAACUUUGCGCUCAAGAACAUCGAUGGGAUAUGCACACCGCACCAGCCUCAGCAUUUCACGUGUCCAGGAGGCCGAGUCUUUUUCUCCGCUUCUGUAAUCUGGGGCUUGAUCGGGCCAGGCCGCAUCUUCUCCCCCGGCCAGAUCUACUCCGGCCUCUUCUGGUUCUUCCUAAUCGGCGCCGCCCUCCCCGUCAUCUUCUACUUCGCUGCCCGCAAGUUCCCCAAGUCCCCGAUCAAAUACCUCAUGGCCCCGCUCCUCCUCGGCGGCGCCAGUGGCAUCCCGCCCGCCUCGCCGCUCAACUACCUCUCCUGGGGUAUCGUCGGCUUCAUCUUCCAGCACUUGAUCCGCAAGCGCUACUUCGGGUGGUGGUCGCGCCUCAACUACCUCACCUCCGCAGGCCUUGAUCUCGGGCUGGCGCUGAGCACGCUGUUCAUCUUCUUCGCGUUCACGCUGAACGGGGUGGAGGCGCCGGUGUGGUGGGGGAACACGGUGACGACGACGACGAUGGAUGCGAUGGACACGGCUGUGCAGGCUACGGUGGGUCCGGGGGAGUAUUUCGGUCCAGUUGUGUGGUGA